GUGUGUGUGUGUGUGUGUGAGAGAGAGAGAGAGAGAGAGAGAGAGAGAGAGAGAGAGAGAGAGCUGCAUAUGCAUGUAGUAAAGGCAUAAGCGCAAUAAAAAGUCUCUCUGCAGGUAAAAAGCAGCCCUUUCUUCCUAUAAAGCGGAAAUAUUUCAGAGUUUUGCGCGAUUUCCUUUUUGUAGCUUUCGCAAGAACAGAACAAUACAGAAGUGUGGACACUGUAACCUGUUUGGUUCUGCAUGUCUUUACGCACAAGUUGGUGGUGUGUGUGGGCAAAUGGACAAGGUGUUUUUCUUCUUCUCUCUCACUUUGCUCUGGCUUUUCCCAGGUGAUUCCCAGAAGGUCGAGAUGCCAAAGAAAGAUGUGGAAGCAAUUAAGGGCCAAAUGGUGGUUCUGGAGGCCUGGUACACGCCCACAUCCAUCAUCGAGAAAAAUACAGUCAUCUGGAACUUCAUGGCCAGUGACUCCAAACAAAUUAUCUCCUAUUCCUCAGGGGAGAUUGGGAUUGGAAGUUUGGAAUUCCAGAAACGUGUUGGUUUUGCUGCGUCCAUGCCCUCCACCAACCUCUCCAUCUACAUCAACAACACGCAGGAGUCUGACUCAGGCCGUUACCUCUGCAACGUCAUCAUUCCUGGAGCACAAGGUCUUUCUGGGGAGCUGCAGCUAAAUGUUAAAGUCCCUCCCUCUACUCCAGUGUGCUCGAUGAGCGGGAAUCCUGUGCUGAGAGGGAACGUGACGCUAAGCUGUAAAUCCAGUUACGGCAAACCCGUACCUCAGUACAAGUGGACCAAAGCUGCUCCUGUCUCUGAGGUCUACUUCUCUCCAAUGCAGAAUGAGCGGCAGGGCACCCUGAUGUUAAGCAACCUGACCAAAAGUAUGUCAGGUAAAUACGUGUGCAAGGCCAGCAACGCAGCCGGGAGCGACAGCUGUCACAUCAACUUGGAAGUCUCCACCCUCAGCAAUGCCUGGCUGAUAGCAGGAGCCAUUGUGGGUUCGGUUGUGGGGUUCGUGGCCCUCGUCCUCUUUCUGGUCUUCAUCUUCAGGAGGGAAUGUGACACAGAAGAUGAAAUAGCCAAUGAGAUCAAGGAAGAUGCUCAGGCUCCAAAGCGGGUUUCUUGGGCAAAGAGCGCAACCGCGUCAGAUAUCAUCUCUAAGAAUGGCACUCUGUCUUCUAUAGCCAACAGUCCUGCUCCUCAAGACCCUGCUCACAUGCCUAGCAACCAUUACCCAUACACCCCUGGGCCCUGUGACUCCAUUCUCACUGCUUCAGGUGACACACAUCUGUACCCAGGAGACCCCAAUCCUCUUCAUGGGCUACCUGGGUACAACGCCAGCAAGAUGCCUCCACACCUCCACCACCAACCAAAGAAGAGCUGUACACUCAGGACUGAUGGAGCUCAGCCGCAAGGACCGAGCUCCACCCCUGUACUCAUCAGAUCAGUGCCGAUCUGUGGCGCUGUGCCUGUCACGGUAGCCGCUCAGAAACAGGUCGGUUCCCUCGUCUAGACUAAACCAGUUACCUCAAGUGGAGCAAACAGACUCACCAUUAGUCAAUAAUUUUGAAUUUGUUUUUUAUAAAUAAAGUACGAGUUCUCUAUGUAAAAUAUUAGAAGUCUGUUUUAUAAAGUAUAUUGUAUAGGAUAAGAGAAUGGUGAUAUUUUUUUUGCUUAGAAUAGUGAAUUGCACUGAUCCAUAACAUUAAAUCCACUGACGUGAAUAUCAUUGAUUAUCUCUUACGUUGGAACUCGUCAUUAAUUUACAUAAUUUCUCAAAGUCGAUGCGUCGCAAGUGUAAGGAUCUAAGAGACUUUGACAAGGGCCAAAUUGUGAUGGUUACACAACUGGAACAGAGCAUCUCCAGGGAAGGCUGGCUCUAAAAAAAGGUGUCAUAUCCUGCUUCUGAGCAGAUGUCAUCAUAAGAAAAUAAUCAAUUCUAUUCACGUCAUCUGCCAGUGGUUUUAAUGUUCUAGCUAAUCUGUGUAUUUCUUCAUCUUUCAAACUAUGACUAUUUUUUCAUUUAUGGUCUCAAACUCCAUUUGAUUUGACAAUUUUAUUUUCUGGUUAAUGGAUUUCAAUAUUUUUUCUAAUGACAUAGAAAUGAAAUUAAGGAAAUAAAGAAAGUCUGCUUUAAUGCUGGUAUGUAAACAGUUCAGUUCUUAUUACGAGUUAGAGAUUUAACAACGUUAGGUUCUACUUUAAAUGUUACCGUGUGCCUCUUUUUUGCUCAGGACGGUCUGCAUUUCUACAUUUUGCAGUCUGACUCUUUAACAGUCAUCGGCAGAUCUCUCGGUGAACAACAGUUUGUAUUGAAAAUGUUAUUUGGUUCAUGAGUUACCGUGUAUAAGACAAAUGGAACCCAUUCAUAAAUGUUUAAACAUUUCUAGAAAGGCAGAACAACACAGACAUUUUAGAUUUGUGCAAUAUUUUCUUUCGUGUUUUUUUGUUUUGUUUUGGAUGAUACAUUAAAUGUUUUAAGCGAUGUGUUGAAAAGAUGAUCAAGCUUGUGACUUUGUGUUUGCUGCUUCAGUUCUCUACUCGGUUUUGUGCCGAUAGAUUGGGAAUAAUAUUACCACCACCACCACCAAAAAAAAAAAACGUGUUUAAUUACCUAAAUAUGAAAAAUUUGUUAUUUUUAUAUCAUCUCUGAUUUGUCUUUGGUUCCUUUAACUCCGGACAUCUUUUAUGAAAGUGAAAAAAAAUAAUUCUAGCGUGUGUAACA
This is a messenger RNA of Tachysurus fulvidraco (yellow catfish), 2719 nucleotides long. It is a transcript of the gene esamb, whose product is annotated as endothelial cell adhesion molecule b. Gene Ontology annotation, cellular component: adherens junction; plasma membrane. The transcript has 7 exons. Gene Ontology annotation, biological process: homophilic cell-cell adhesion. The coding region runs from base 278 to 1507 and encodes 409 amino acids. NCBI's taxonomy places the organism in Eukaryota, Metazoa, Chordata, Actinopteri, Siluriformes, Bagridae. The record is from RefSeq and is a predicted model, not a curated record. Gene Ontology annotation, molecular function: cell-cell adhesion mediator activity.